CCAGCCACCCACAGCUCUGCUUUCUGAGAGGCCACACUGACUCACUGGCUCAAGCUGUGAUGCUCAAAGGUCCAUCUUGCCUCCUGGAACAGCUCAACCCAGGGCUCUCCUGAAGUGGCGACCACUCCAGCUGGCAGGGAUAGAAAAUGGUACCAGUCAGGCCAGAACCCUGGGAGCACACAGUCACUGGUGCAGGAUGGAGGAACCCACUCCCGAGCCAGUCUAUGUGGACGUGGACAAGGGGCUGACCUUGGCUUGCUUCGUUUUCCUCUGCCUCUUCCUCAUAGUCAUGAUCAUCCGCUGUGCCAAGGUCAUCAUGGACCCCUAUAGCGCCAUCCCCACGUCCACCUGGGAGGAGCAGCACCUGGAUGACUGAGGCACAAGACAGUGUCUCCCAGUAUGUAUUUUUACAUACUCUGGCCAACAUCCUGCAAGCACUUGGAGGCUGGGAGUGGCUAUGACCACCCAAAGAUAAAGAAAGCUCCCUUUCACCUUACUGGCUCUCACAAGACCACCAGGGGGAAGUGACAGAGUGCUGGAGCCGAGGCAGUCUGGAGAAGCCCAGGGAUAGGAAUG
Acomys russatus (golden spiny mouse) is the source of this 576-nucleotide messenger RNA. It is a transcript of the gene Ctxnd1, whose product is annotated as cortexin domain containing 1. The transcript is spliced from 2 exons. The coding region runs from base 197 to 376 and encodes 59 amino acids. The record is from RefSeq and is a predicted model, not a curated record. NCBI's taxonomy places the organism in Eukaryota, Metazoa, Chordata, Mammalia, Rodentia, Muridae.